Molecule: messenger RNA, 1089 nt
Organism: Adineta ricciae
Lineage: Eukaryota; Metazoa; Rotifera; Eurotatoria; Adinetida; Adinetidae
Source: the annotation of a GenBank genome assembly
AUGACUGAACUUUGGGAAAAAAUCAAUCAAUUGUAUAAAGGAUGGCACAGAACUAUUAUCGUCAAAGGACAUGGAAAUUUGAGAUUUGAUCCAUUGAAUAAAUGUCCUCCAGGGUAUUUACAACAACAAUUUAAAGAUGGCGUUGCUUAUUGCUAUAAAAAUAGUACAACAGUGGAAAAACAGGGUGCUCCAAUUGGUACAUUAUGUGGCGGUCUAGCACGUGCUUCGUGUGGUGGAUUGGGUCCAAAUAAAUGUCCAUCAGGUUACAGUGUGUCAGAAGGAUUGACAUGUUACAAAAGUGAAGCAACUGUAGAGGACGCAUCAGGAACUGUUGGUGGGAAUAUGGGUCAAAAUGACAAAGCUGAAGAAAUUUUUCAAACGUUACUUGAUCAUCGGAUGGAGGACGAGGAGAAAGGAGCAAUUUAUCAUGAACUUGCGAUGAUCAAAGAUAAGCAAGCGAAAUAUCGUGAGGCGCUCAGCUUCUACGAAAAGUCUCUUGCUAUUAAAGAGAAAAUCUUUCCUCCGAAUGAUUUUCAUUUAGCUGUUUCUUACAACAACAUCGGUUUGGUCUAUUUCAACAUGAAAAAUUAUACAAAGGCGCUUUCAUUCCAUGAAAAAGCUCUCGCCAUUCGACAACAAUCCCUUCCUUCAAAUCAUCUGGAUUUGGCCAUGUCGUACAAUAACAUCGGUUUAGUGUAUUCAAACACCAAUCAUUAUUCGAAAGCACUUUCAUAUUACGAAAAAGCACUUGAAAUUGCCCAACAAUCACUUCCUUCUACUCAUCCUCAUUUAGCUGCAUCCUAUAACAACAUUGGUUCGUUGCAUGAAAGCAUGCGUAACUAUUCAAAAGCACUUCCGUAUUACGAAAAAUGUCUUGAGAUCAAACAGCAAUCACUUCCUUCAAGCCAUCCUGAUCUGGCUUUAUCUUACAACAAUAUUGGAUUGUUAUACGAAAAGAUGAAAGACUAUCCAAAAGCCCGUUCAUUCUUUGAACGUGCUGUGUUAACUGUACAACAAUCAUUACCUUCAAAUCAUCCUUGGUCGCGAGAAAUGAUCAGCAAUUUUCGACGUCUAAAAGCGAUACGAUAA